CACACGCACCAGAAAGAGAGAGAAAAAUAUAGUGAGAGAGAGAGAGAAAGACUGAGAGUUUCUCCGACCUGCAGCCUCGUCUUUCGCCUGUUUUUAAGAGCAAAAGAGAAGAACAGAAAAAAAGAAAAAGAGAAGAAAAUUUUCUGUUCGAAAUUCAAAGUAGAUUCUACUUACAUGCAUUUGCCUGCUCGGUAGCCAGUUCUCUGGACCACAAUCACACAGUUAGGCUGAAUUCCAAGUUCUUGUAUAUAUUUGUUGAAGCAUUUGGAGCUGAAACGUAAAGCAAAUCGGCGUAAUUCAGAUAAAAUAAUCCUGGCGUCAAUGAUUUAAAGCUCUGUUUGAUAAUUGUUCAAUCGGAGCUGAAUUGUGCGCACAAAAAUUUUCUCGGGAAGUUUGGUGGUACUUCCGUCUUGUUUUUUAAAUCUACAGUGAAUUUCCAUUAAGAUCAGGCCGUGUAUCAAACGGAGUUAAGAGGAAUGCGCCCCCAGCAAGAGGAGUGACUUUUCUGAGAAUACUGUUACUUCUCUGUAUGAAACGGAUCUGAGAAACGAUUUCCAGGGUUUUAAUUCAGUUCCUCUCCAGAUCAAAAGAAAGAUUGCCGAGAAUUCAGUAGUUAUUCUUCCAGAAUUCAGUUCUGGAAAAUAUUGAAUUUCAUAAUUCGUUACGUCUUCCAUGGAGCUUCCUCAAUCUCGUCCAUACAACGCUGAAGGACGGAAACCAACGCAUGACUUUCUUUCACUGUACAGUCAUUCAACUGCACAACAAGAUCCAAGGCCACCUUCUCAAGGGAAUGAUUAUCUCAAAACUAAAGACUUCUUACAACCUUUGGAGAUGAUAGGGAAGGGAGGCACCAAAGAAGAAACUGCAAUUGAGAUUUCAAGUGUUGAAAAGCGGCCACCUCCGGCACUGGUACCGCCGUCGGUGGAGCACAUUCUUCCUGGGGGAAUUGGGACUUAUAGCAUAAACCACAUUUCCUAUUACAACCCAAAGGCUGUUCCGAAGCCAGAGGGGACCAUGUUUGAUGUUGCUCAUCAAGCGAGUAGUACGGACAAAAAUGAGGAGAAUUCAAACUGCAGUUCUUACACUGGAAGUGGAUUCACAUUGUGGGAAGAAUCAUCAGUGAAGAAGGGAAAGACAGGGAAGGAGAAUGCCGGAGACAGAACCAUUAAUGUAAGAGAAGCGGGAUCGAAGGUGGGACACGGGACUACGUCGGAGAGGCUGUCACAAUCGUCCGCAAACAACCAUCACAACACCUUGAGGGGAACAGGGCAGAAGAGCCAGAGCUUCGUAGAGAUGAUUAAAUCGGCCAAGCUUAGUAGCCAGGACGAUGAACUUGAGGAGGAGGAGGAGUUCAUCCUCAAGCAAGAAAGCCCUACACCGCCUCCAGCAAGAGAAUUGCGGGUGAAAGUGGAUGGGAAGACGAUUGAUCAGAAGGUUAACACACCAAGGUCAAAACAUUCUGCAACUGAGCAACGAAGGAGGAGUAAAAUAAAUGACAGAUUUGUAAUGCUGAGAGAGAUCAUUCCCAAUGGUGAUCAAAAGAGGGACAAGGCAUCUUUCUUAUUGGAGGUUAUUGAGUAUAUUCAGUUUUUACAGGAAAAAGUAAACAAGUAUGAGGGGCCAUACCAAGGAUGGAACCAUGAAUCAACGAAACUAGAGCCAUGGCAGAGAAAUGGUAACAGGUCAACGGAAAGUUAUGCUGAGCAAUCACGAAGCAGAAACAGUGGCUCUGGGCCUGCAUUGUUUUUUUCCCCAAAGCUUGAUGAGAUAAGUAUCGCAAUGUCCCAAACCAUUCCUGGAAGUGCACACAAGACAGUGGAUUCUGACUUGAGCUCUGCUACAGCAAUGAAAGCAAUAGAUCACUAUUCCAUAAUAGCAAAUAAGGAUAUACCCUUUCCUAUGUCCCUACAGCCACACUUUUUGACUCCUUUGGGAAAUGGUACCGUAGCGACUCAACUUCCAUCUAGAAUGGCAUCUGAUGCAGAGAACCAGGCAACACAGCCUGCCCAAUCCUUCCAUACCAGAUCAAAUACUGGUGGCACUGGAAUUAGUGAUAAGCUGAAAGAAGAGGAACUGGCUAUUGAAGGGGGUACAAUUAGCAUCUCAAGUGUGUACUCACGAGGGUUGUUAAAUACUCUGACGCAAGCGCUGCAGAGUUCUGGAGUGGAUUUGUCUGGGGCCAAUAUCUCAGUGCAAAUAGAGCUGGGGAAGCAAGCAAGUGGUGCACCAACUUCUUCGACACCAAUUGCCAAGGAUGAGGUACCCUCUAGCAAUUUAGGAACAAUACGUUCUCGGGUUGUAGGUGGGGAGUGCUCUGAUCCCGCUCGCAAGAAACUCAAGACUGGCAGCAGCUAGAAUGGCAGCUAUAUAACAUUCUUUUUCUAAUUAAUUUAUUCUUUUUAUUUGGCACCUUCCACACCUUCAGGGGGUUCAUUCAUGUCUUUUCCUGGUCUAUUAGCCAUCUGAUGAUGACCAUGAAAUGAAGAUUUAUGUACAUGUAGUGGUUUUCAAAAUUUUCUUUCUUUCUUUGGAGUGGCUUUCAAUUUGUUGGGAUGCACCCAUGUACUGUAAUGUUUAUCUUCUCUUUUUGCUUUCAGUAUCGAGGCUUCCAUGCUAAAAUUGUGAAGCCUUUUAUUUCUCA
This is a messenger RNA of Tripterygium wilfordii, 2641 nucleotides long. Its product is annotated as transcription factor BIM1-like. Bases 673 to 2355 code for a protein of 560 amino acids. Gene Ontology annotation, biological process: DNA-templated transcription. The record is from RefSeq and is a predicted model, not a curated record. NCBI's taxonomy places the organism in Eukaryota, Viridiplantae, Streptophyta, Magnoliopsida, Celastrales, Celastraceae. The transcript has 12 exons. Gene Ontology annotation, molecular function: protein dimerization activity; DNA-binding transcription factor activity.